Parastagonospora nodorum SN15 is the source of this 375-nucleotide messenger RNA. RefSeq lists its product as hypothetical. The transcript has a single exon. Gene Ontology annotation, molecular function: oxidoreductase activity. Lineage: Eukaryota; Fungi; Ascomycota; Dothideomycetes; Pleosporales; Phaeosphaeriaceae. The record is from RefSeq and is a predicted model, not a curated record. Bases 1 to 375 code for a protein of 124 amino acids.
AUGCCUUACACCAUCGCGGCUUUCGUUACCCGCAAGCCCACGUUGUCGCCUACAGACUUCCAAGCAGCUUACGAGAACCACGUGCCUUUCCUCCGUGAUACAGUUGGGUCAGGUGCUCCCGAGACCUUCACCCGCCAAUACGUUCGCCGCGCCAAAGCCGACCCCAAAGGCCUCAAGCCCGUCUCUUUCACCGACAGCCAAGAGGUUUUCAACCACGAUCUCAUUGCAUACAUGACAUUCAGGGAUGAGGAGCACGCGCAGGUCUUCCAGCAGGCGUAUGAAGAAAACAAGCAGGCAAUCGGCGAGAAGGUCGCUGAGUUCGCGGAGCUGAGCCAGUUCCAGGUCAUCGCCUUCCAUGAUGCCAUUAGCGAUUAG